AUGUGGUUAUACGCGGCCGGCAUGGUGAACGACGAGAUGGCCGAUUUCGAAGGCCCAUAUGAGCCGGAUUACCUGUGGGACAAUGAAGCAGAAAAGCGCAGUGGGCGCGGCGCAUACAGCUUCGGGCUAGGUAAACGAGCUGCCGAUCCGCGGAAGUCCUUUUAUUCUUUUGGUCUGGGAAAACGUGACAUUGCCAUCCAAGCCCAUCGAAAUCCCCCGGUUACAGCCAUAGAUCCCAAACCGGCGCCACUCGAAACAGGUCAACAUCAGUAAACGGGCGGAACGUCGGUUGGCCAAGAGAGAAGUUAAUGCCUGUCCUCAAUGUCAGCCUACAAAUUUUGGGAUGCCCGCCGGAUUUCCGCGAAUCUGAUCAUAUGGCAUAGGGCAGUGACAACAAUCGUUUUGAUGUCCACUUCGAUUAAUACACCAUCUCAUCAUUCGCUUAAGCGUUACACUAGUAUGCUCCUUGAAUUCAUUGUCCAUGUCGAACCGGAAGUGUGGCAAAUUCUAAUUAAUAUUUUCACAUUUUUUAUUCCUGCAUGGCAGCUACAUGUAUUCCAUAUAUUCGUAUGCGCGCAGCUGAAGGGUCAAUAUGCUUUGUAGAAACCAAAUAAAUAAGUUAUGUGCCGUG
Molecule: messenger RNA, 631 nt
Organism: Paramacrobiotus metropolitanus
Lineage: Eukaryota; Metazoa; Tardigrada; Eutardigrada; Parachela; Macrobiotidae
Exons: 2
Coding region: 1-273 (90 amino acids)
Source: RefSeq, a predicted model, not a curated record